This is a messenger RNA of Exophiala bonariae, 1122 nucleotides long. RefSeq lists its product as uncharacterized. Gene Ontology annotation, molecular function: catalytic activity. The coding region runs from base 1 to 1122 and encodes 373 amino acids. The record is from RefSeq and is a predicted model, not a curated record. Lineage: Eukaryota; Fungi; Ascomycota; Eurotiomycetes; Chaetothyriales; Herpotrichiellaceae. Gene Ontology annotation, biological process: nucleoside metabolic process. The transcript has a single exon.
AUGGUUAGCAGGGCAUCCAGCCGGGAUGAUUUUGAGAUUGCCAUCAUAUGUGCCCUGCGCAGAGAGUACAACGCUGUUGUGCCAUUAUUCAGCGAGCUGUGGGAUCAACAGUCGGAGGACGACGAGGACAACGAUUUUGGGAGAGCAGCAGGUGACACCAAUAUUUAUGCCAAUGGACGCAUAGGAAGGCACAACGUCGUUUUGGUAUUACUCCGGAAGAUGGGCAAGAGAGCUGCAGCGGGAACUGCAGCGCAGAUUGCGACAAGCUAUACUCGAGUCUCUCUGGCACUCCUGAUCGGAGUUUGUGGGGGUAUUCCCAGAUACAAGCGAGAUGGGAAUGAAGACAUUGAAAUACUUCUUGGAGAUUUAGUCGUGAGCACAAAGGUGUGCGAAUUCGACUUUGGAAGAGAAUAUCCUGAUGGUUUUGCACCAAAAAACACUGAGGAGGAUCAGCCCGGUAAGCCAAACAAGAACAUCAGCAACUUAUUGGAGGCACUUCAAACGGAUAUUGGCAUGAAAACUCUCCGACAAAAGACCCCCGAAUAUCUGCAAGCAAUCCGAGAGAGAACACCGAUUCAUCCCGAGAAGUACAAUUUUCCGGGUCGAAACGCAGACAAGCUGUUCAAAGCGGAUUACCGCCAUAGGCACGAUGGAGCGGUAUCAUGUGAGUGUAGAAAUUGGCAGAAUGCCCGGGAUGCAGUCUGCAAAGAAUCUCUCAAGGCAGAUUGCAACAACACCAAGUGUGACGAGACACAGCUCGAGUCAAGGCGGAUCGAGUCAAGGCAGCAGUUCAUUAACAAGCCUGAGGACCCGGUAUUCCACUUCGGCGCCAUUGCCUCGGGUGACAGAGUCGAGAAGUCUGGUAUUGAUAGGGAUCAGUAUGUGAGGGAUCUCGGAGUCAUCGGCUUUGAAAUGGAGGGGGCCGGAGUCUGGGAUGAGUUGCCUUGUCUCGUGGUAAAAUCAGUCUGCGACUAUGCAGACAGCCACAAGAAUAAGAAAUGGCAGGACUAUACUGCAGCGGUGGCAGCGGCAGCGGCAAAAGCCAUUUUGGAUGUCUAUCCUGGUAGAGAUAAGCCGGUUGAUCGUAAGUUGUCUCGCUGUUUUCGGUGUCCUAGUCCUUGA